AUGAGUCUCCGCGUCGCCUCCCGAUCGCUGGCUCUCGCCAGCCGCCCUGUCCUUGCCCGUCCUGUCGUCGGUGCUGCUCCUAUCGCCCUUCGUCGUCUCUACUCUUCCGAGGCUGACCCCAAGGCUAAGGCCUCUUCCAUCCUCUCCGCUCUCCCUGGUAACAGCCUUGUUUCCAAGACCGGUUUCCUCGCCACCCUCACCGCCGCCGGUGUUUACACCAUCUCCAACGGCCUCUACGUUGUCAAUGCCGAGACCUGCAUUGUCUCCGUCUUUGGUGUCUUGCUCUAUGUCAUCUCCAAGACUGUUGCUCCCGCUUACAAGGAAUGGGCUGAGGGCUACAUUGAGAAUGUCAAGAACGUCCUCAACGCUGCUCGUGACACCCACACUCUCGCCGUCAAGGAGAGAAUCGAGAGCGUCUCCCAGGUCAAGGACGUUGUUGCCAUCACUGAGAACCUCUUCCAGGCCUCCAAGGAGACUGUUGAGCUUGAGGCCAAGGCUUUUGAGCUUAAGCAGAAGGUUGCCUUUGCUCACGAGGCCAAGUCUGUUCUUGACUCUUGGGUCAGAUACGAGGCUCAGGUCCGCAAGAAAGAGCAGGAGGCUCUUGCCAAGUCUGUCAUUGACAAGGUCAACUCCCAGGUCUCUGAUGCUGCUUUCCAGGCCAAGGUCCUUAAGCAGGCUAUUGCUGACGUUGAGAAGAUUUUCUCCAAGGCUUAA
Magnusiomyces paraingens is the source of this 714-nucleotide messenger RNA. RefSeq lists its product as uncharacterized. Gene Ontology annotation, molecular function: proton transmembrane transporter activity. The record is from RefSeq and is a predicted model, not a curated record. The transcript has 3 exons. Gene Ontology annotation, biological process: proton motive force-driven ATP synthesis. NCBI's taxonomy places the organism in Eukaryota, Fungi, Ascomycota, Dipodascomycetes, Dipodascales, Dipodascaceae. The coding region runs from base 1 to 714 and encodes 237 amino acids.